Molecule: messenger RNA, 5299 nt
Organism: Anas platyrhynchos (mallard)
Lineage: Eukaryota; Metazoa; Chordata; Aves; Anseriformes; Anatidae
Gene: ST6GALNAC1
Product: ST6 N-acetylgalactosaminide alpha-2,6-sialyltransferase 1
Biological process (GO): oligosaccharide biosynthetic process
Molecular function (GO): alpha-N-acetylgalactosaminide alpha-2,6-sialyltransferase activity
Source: RefSeq, a predicted model, not a curated record
UUCAGUAAGUCUUCCUAAAAGCGAUAUUAAUUAAUCUUUAAUGCCUUCCAGCAUCAUAGGACUGGCUUUCAGCUUUCUCCAGUUUCCAGAUACUUAGGAAGCGUGGCAGCAAGAAGCCUGCUGGCAGUAGAUGUUUCUGAAGACCAUUAAUAGUCUGUGGAGUACAGGUUGAAAACCAGUGUGUGAUGACGCUGAUGAGUACAGAGCAUUGUGUUUGUGCCUGUUUGUGUGUGUACCUGUUAGCUCAUGUCUGAGCUAACUGGGAGCUGAUUUGGUGAGAUGCACGCCCAGGUGUGACUAACCAGGGUCUAGAGAAUAGCCCCUAUAAAUGAAAGAGGUCAGAAGAGAUGGCAUCUUAUUCUGCUGUUACUGGGUCAUAUGUGAAGCAGGUCCUGACUUAAGAUAAAAAACAACAUCAGAUUCAUCCCUGCAUUUCUCAUCCUACUGUAAGCUGCUUGGACUUGGUAUUAGUUCAACAGGGAGCAUCUACCGAAUCUUCUAAUUCCUCCUGUCACCAUGAAUUCCCACAAGCUGCCAUUCCGUUUGUGUCUGGUGCCCUUUCAUGGCAGCAAGGACCAUUUGAAAAUCCAGCUUUUUCAUAUGGGAGGUGAAAUGUUGCAGCCCAGCAGCUAAUGGGCGCUGCUGUGACCUUUGGAAGGAAGAAAGCAGUCACUGAAAAUGUGACCUGGACAGACAAAAUAGGGCUGCCCAGGGAUUUGCAGGGAGAUGGAAUGACUGACAGCCUUGGCUUGUCCCAGGAUCUGACAUUUGUCCUAAAAAUCGGAGCUGUCUUUAACAAAAUGGAGGAGUUACUGCCUCUGGAUGCUUCUGAGAUGUGGUUUACAUGAGGACAGAGUGGCUGGAAGGGAGAAUCAGACGAACCCGUUGGUCUCCGAACUUUGUUUUGGCUUUUUGUUAACUCGUCUCCUCAGCCUGGAAAACUGUUGUCUGUUCCUCUUUUAUGAUCUGUGUUCUGUUUCUUUUUCCACUGCGAUAGGGACGAGUUGCUUGGGGUGUUACCCUGUGUAUUAAUAAUAGAAAACCUGUGGAAGCUGGAUGGAGAAAAUAGAAAGCCCAGCUUUUCUCUGUAGAUUAUGCUGAAGUUUUCACACCCACGCACCGAAAUCUACUUAAAUAAACAGAGAAGUUUGACUUUUGGCAUAAGCGAGAUUUCUGUUUCAGGCAGCGCUGCGCGAAAAUUGUAGGCUUGGUGCUGCCAAUUCUUCCUCCUGUGUGGACUGGGUUUCUUUGUCUUGCAGUAAUGGUUCCUGUCUCGUAUCUGCUGUCCUUGUGGUGCCUCCUUUCUGGUGCCACUCGUUCUCUUUGCCAGCUCGCCCUUUAGCCCUUGGUGGCAAAUGGUUUCUGAACAAAGGGUGAGCUGGCAUCCUAGUUUGCUCAUGGAUAAUCUGUACCCAGGGAUGAUGGGCACUGUGUGUGACAGUUGGAUAAUAUUUAUCCUGAGAAGACUACGGAGGUGGUGUUGAUGUCUCUGUUCACCUUUCUGCAACAAGAGACGGGGCAGAUCCCUGUUGUAAUUUUAUCACAAAAUGGUGGGCUUCACCUUGCCCUUUGCAGCCUUAUCCACCCCCUGAGCACCCUAACUGAGGACAAUCGACCAUCUCCAUGUCUGUGAGGGAGUGGAGUUAGGAUCUGGGAGCCUGAAACUGAUCCAUCAUGUUGUCCUAAGGGGACAGAGCAAGUGUCAGGCUCUGUCCCCUCCACCUGGGGGGUCAGCAUGUGGUGGGACAGCAGAGGUGUGAUCCAAGACCAACUGGUCCAAACCUCCCUUCCCUCCCUAAACAAUUCGAACAGAUGGCAGGUUGCUCUGCAUUUGUUGCCUCUCUGGUGUCCUUGAGUCUGUUUUGCACUUUGUAAGAAUCAGAAAAUUGCCAUAAAUGACCCUCCAGGCCUUUGGGUGGUUAAUUUAGAGAAAGGUGUGGCUGGGAGACUGGCUGUAUGCUCCUCAGGUCACUUAGCUGACACUAUUGACAAGCCUGGCAUGUAAAAUCAUGUUUCAAUGCACUUAGGAAGGGAUGGGGUAAGAAGGGCACGUUAUUUGCCAGUUCUGCUCUCCGGGCAUCAGUUCCACCUGCCAGAUGGGGUGGUGAAACAGAACUUCAUCAUCUGGACUGACUCAAGCCAGCUUUAUGCAGUUGGUGGCUGAGAGCUUGCAGGUAUGAGUGUGACUCGGUUUGCCCUUCAGAAAAACCCCGGUGAUGUUGGUGACUGCUGAGCCUGGCUUGGUUUUGGCAUUCCAGGUGCAGUUUGCAAAGCAGGCAGGUGGAAUGGGUGUCUGUGGCUGAGUGUACCUAACCCCGAGUCCCUGACGCAAGAUCGGGCAGCCGGAACUUCUGUCUGAAAACAUGUGGUGCUGGAGCACGGCUGGUCGUACCCCUGCAGUAAAGUCUGUGUUUCUGUACCAAUGGGAGGAAACGCAGUGAGGCCGUUCAGUAUUUUCCAACGCGUCCCAGAUGUGCAACGAGUGGACACCCAGGAGCAACAAGGUUCAGACUAUUCUGCUAAUGGGAACGCAAGUGGAAUUUCCGAGGUGGGUUUGGAGAGAAACACUACAAGGCUUGAACAAGGCACAGCUGAGAGGACACCAAGCUGGGAAGAAGAGGAGCAGAAGAACACAACGAGACCACUUCCCGGGGCGGAGGAAGCCAAGGAGAAGGUGACUGUGAAACAACCCCCUGAGGUGGAGGGGAUCAGGAGCACUACAGUGGAAACAGCCACGAGGGUGGAGGGAAACAAGGAGAAAACAGCAGCGAGACUGGCUCCAGGGGCAGAGGAAGCCAUGCAGAAGGUGACUCUUAAACAGCCCCCUGAAGUGGAGGAAAUCAAGAGUACAACAGUGGAAAUAGCCUCAAAGGUGGAGGGAAACAAGGAGAAAACAGCAGCGAGACUGGCUCCAGGGGCAGAGGAAGCCAUGCAGAAGGUGACUCUGAAACAGCCCCCUGAGGUGGAGGGAAUCAAAAAUACAACGAUGGAAACAGCCACGAGGGUGGAGGGAAACCAGGAGAAAACAGGGGUGAGACAAACCCCAGGGGGAAAGGAAGGGGUAAAUGACAAGACAACGCCAAAAUCACUUCCCAGGGGAGAGGGAGCCAAAGAGAAGACAACAGAGAAACCAUCCUCUGGGGUGAAGGUAGCUCAUGGAGACAACACAACCAAAGACAAAACAACACCAAAAGACCCUUCUCUGUCAGUGAAAACCGUGCGACCCGUGACUCAGACUGCUGCAGUGACAGCAAAGAAGAGACUGAGGGCUGCUGACUUCAAGUCUGAGCCACAGUGGGAUUUCGAGGAUGAGUACCUGCUGGACAGCUCGGCUCCACCAGCGACCUGCUCCGAAUCAGUGAAGGCCAAGGCUGCCAAGUCGGACUGGCUGCGAGACCUUUUCCUGCCUAACAUCAUGCUCUUUACCGAUAAGAGGUACUUCAACGACAGGGAGUGGGACCGCCUGGAGCACUUUGCACCUCCCUACGGCUUCAUGGAGCUCAAUUACUCACUGGUGAAAGAGGUCAUGACAUUGCUGCCCCCACAGCCCCACCAGCAGCUGCUCCUGGCCAACAGCAGCAGAAACGAGUCAACGUGCAUUAGCUGUGCUGUUGUGGGGAACGGGGGAAUACUGAAUAACUCCGGGAUGGGCCAGGAGAUCGACUCCCAUGACUACGUGUUCCGGGUGAGUGGGGCUGUAAUCAAAGGUUACGAAAAAGAUGUGGGAACAAAAACCUCCUUUUACGGAUUCACAGCCUACUCCCUCGUGUCCUCUCUCCAGAUCUUGGGACACAAAGGGUUCAGCAAGAUUCCACGGGGAAAACAUAUCAGAUACAUUCACUUCCUGGAGGGAGCUAGAGACUACGAGUGGCUGAAGGCUCUUCUGCUGAACAAGGACAUCAGGAAAGGAUUCCUGAACCACUACGGGCAAAGGCCCCGGGAUAGAUUCGAUGAGGAUUUCACGUUGGACAAAUACCUGGUAGUUCACCCAGACUUCCUCAGAUACAUGAAAAACAGGUUUUUAAAAUCUAAAAGUCUGCAAAAACAUUACUGGCGGCUGUACAGACCCACAACGGGAGCGUUCCUGCUGCUGACUGCCCUCCACCUCUGUGACCAGGUGAGUGCCUAUGGCUACAUCACGGAAGGUCACGAGAAGUACUCGGACCACUACUACGACAAGGAGUGGAAACGGCUGAUCUUCUACAUUAACCAUGACUUCAACCUGGAGAAGCAGGUGUGGAAAAAGCUGCACGAUGAGAAUAUCAUUAGGCUCUACCAGAGAUCCUGAUUGCGUGGCAAGGGACAUUGCCUGGGAAAUCUCAACACCACCUCAAGAAGACCUCCAGAUGAGUAAGAGGGCCACCGGGGCCAGGGUUAGCUCUGGACUUCCAGGCACAGUUUCAUCUCCACAAAGAUAUUUCCCUCCUUCGGAACCUUUAUUCUCUCGCAACGCUUCAAAAAAUGUGCAAAUUCUACAGACCAGGAGAACAGCAGCAAAAAAAUGCCACCAAAAAAGGCCCAACUGACUGGGCUGCUACUGCUGUGGGUGGCUGCAGGUGCUCUGGUGUUGGGAGAGAGGAAUUCAGGGUGAACCUAAGUAGCUUCCAGGCUUUCCCUCUGCAGGGAGGCGGUCCUCAGGCCGGGGCCAGUUUUUUUCUGGUUGGGUUCUCACUGCUGGUGGUGCCCCUCUUGGAGCUGGGUGCCUUGUCUAAGGAGGCUUCCCUGCAGUGGAUGGAGGUGGACAUACAGAGCUUGUCUCAGGAGGCUGACUUUUGUCCUGGAGGUGCUGCUGUCACUCCACUUGCUGUAGAGAUGAAGGGUGGACUGGACACUUGGCUGCCAGAUGGUUUAUUCGAGAGAGGAUGAGACUUCUGCCCCCGAGUGUGGCUUCGCUGUGACACCUCCAAAGGAGCACUGUGACAUCUGGGGUCCAGUCGCUGCCCUGGGCCCCUCUCACAAGGGAAGGCAAACAAUCCCCGGAGCGCAGCAGGCUGCCAGAAGUCGUGCCUCCUGCUGUGGGGCUCCCCUGGCUGCAGAUCCUGUUUAACGGUCCCGGUGUGCCAAGCCGGUGCCUGGCUUUGGCACGCGUGGCUCCCAGCUCUGCCAGGAGCACCGUGCCUGCCUCCUGCCCGCGGAGGUAGGAGCUCUGCAGCUCCGGGGCUGGAUGCUCUGCUGUUGCUGCUGGCUGCAGUGCCCGUAUCGUGCUGGGAGAGGCAUCGUGGCAGCCAGCAAGGCUUCCGAGCGCUGGCCUUCAGAACGUGGUUUUGUAAGCAAAAUAAACGGCACCACUUUGGCCAAC